Phragmites australis (common reed) is the source of this 3415-nucleotide messenger RNA. RefSeq lists its product as uncharacterized. Gene Ontology annotation, molecular function: acetylglucosaminyltransferase activity. The transcript is spliced from 2 exons. The record is from RefSeq and is a predicted model, not a curated record. NCBI's taxonomy places the organism in Eukaryota, Viridiplantae, Streptophyta, Magnoliopsida, Poales, Poaceae. The coding region runs from base 16 to 1926 and encodes 636 amino acids.
GCAGAGGCAUGCACUAUGCAGUACCGCCAAGGGGAGAAACUCGUAAAAAGGUUGGCAAAAGCUGGCACAAAACCGAAGCGCUUGCCGACCCACCCACCGCACCGAUUCCCACCCAAAGCGCCGAGAAGAACCCCACACUCCCCGGCCUCGAACCAGAGGAGAGGGCAGGAGGAGGAGGCGCGGAGUAAAACACGCCGGGAGAAUGCGCGACCUGGCACUCUCCCGCACUCUGCCAGUGUAAGCCUCUCGGCCCCGCGAAAUCCUACCGAUUCUGAUUCGGCCGGUGAAAUCAGUCGGCUGACGAAAGAGCGGAAGGAGACGGCGUUGGGGGGCGAAGCGGUGUGGGUGAGCAGCACUGCAGCAGCAACGGUGCCGGGGAUGAAGGGAGGGGGCGCGAAGGAGACGGUCACCGCCUCCUUCGUCCGCUUCCUCCUACUGCUCCUCCUCCCGCUCACCGCCGUCUACUUCUUCUACACGCUCCACCUCCUCCUCACUUCCGCGUCGUCGGCCGCCUCCUGCCCGCCUGACUCCACCUCCUCCGUAUCGCUCUCCCGGCUGUCCGCCAACCUCACCGCCGAUGGCGCCGCCGCCGAGAAGCUCCCCGCAGUCGCGGCGUCCACGGCGACGACGCUGCAGCACGUCGUGUUCGGCAUCGCAGCGUCGUCGCGGUUCUGGGACAAGCGCAAGGAGUACAUCAAGGUGUGGUGGCGCCCGCGCGGCGACAUGCGCGGCUACGUGUGGCUGGACCGCAAGGUCCGGGAGUCCAACAUGUCCACGGUGCGGACGGGGCUUCCGGCCAUCAGGAUCUCGUCAGAUACCUCCGCUUUCCCCUACACGCACCGCCGCGGCCACCGCUCCGCCAUCCGCAUCUCCCGCAUCGUCUCCGAGACAUUCCGCCUCGGCCUCUCCGAUGUGCGCUGGUUCGUCAUGGGUGACGACGACACCGUCUUCUUCCCCGACAACCUCCUCACCGUGCUCAACAAGUUCGACCACCGCCAGCCCUACUACAUCGGCUCCCUCUCCGAGAGCCACCUGCAGAACAUCUACUUCUCGUACGGGAUGGCCUACGGCGGCGGCGGCUUCGCCAUCAGCCGGCCGCUGGCCGAGGCGCUCGCGCGGAUGCAGGACGGGUGCCUCCGCCGGUACCCGGCUCUGUACGGCAGCGACGACCGGAUCCAGGCGUGCAUGGCAGAGCUGGGCGUGCCGCUCACCAAGCACCCGGGGUUCCACCAGUACGACGUGUACGGCGACCUCCUGGGCCUCCUCGCGUCCCACCCGGUGGCGCCGAUCGUGACGCUGCACCACCUCGACGUCGUGAAGCCCCUGUUCCCGGACACGAGGUGGCGCCCCGCGGCGGUGCGGCGGCUGUUCGAUGGGCCGGUGAAGCUGGACUCGGCGGGGGUGAUGCAGCAGUCCAUCUGCUACGACGGUCCCAACAAGUGGACGGUGUCAGUGGCGUGGGGUUUCACUGUGCUGGUGGCGAGGGGGAUAAUGUCGCCGCGGGAGAUGGAGAUGCCGGCGCGCACGUUCCUCAACUGGUACCGGCGCGCCGACUACACGGCGUACGCGUUCAACACGAGGCCCAUGGCGCGCAGCCCGUGCCAGAAGCCCGCGGUGUACUACCUGUCGUCGUCGCGGCGCGCGGCCGGGCGCGGCGGGGAGACCACGGUGACGCGGUACGAGCGGUGGCGCCACCCCAACGAGACGCGGCCCACGUGCCGGUGGGAUAUCGCCGACCCGGACGCGCAUCUCGAUCACAUCGUCGUGCUCAAGAAGCCUGACCCCAGGUUAUGGGACAGGUCUCCCAGGCGAAACUGCUGCAGAGUGCUGUCUCCUCCCGAGGAGGGGAGGAAGGGAGAGAAGACGAUGACCAUCGAUGUAGGCGUAUGCAGGGAAGGCGAGUUCAGCCAAGUAGCAGGAGUAUAACUUCAUUCGACAGAUGAAAAUAAGAAGGUUAAAAAAAAUUCUUCUUCUUUUCCAGUAUGGAUAUAUAUUCUUAGUAAAUUUUAAAAAUCUAACUGUUUUAACAUAUGUUAUAGAAAAUUAUAAUUUUUUAUAUGUAUUUUAAAAAUUUAUAACUAUUUUGAUAUAUGUUGGAAAAAAACUAUAUGUGUUAAAAUAGGAGGAUUAAUUAUGAGCUUAUCGAUUAUCAGAGGGUGAUAGGUGGAUUUAGUGAGAAAGUUAUAGUUUUUUAAUAUAUAUUAAAAUAGUUUUAGCUUUAAAAAAUAAGCACCGAAAGUAUUAGUUUUUUUAAUAUGUGUUAAAAUAGUUAUAUAUUUUUAAAUUUACUCUAUAUUCGUAGAGGGUAUCGACGAGUCUCGGUUGAGCGUCUGUUUCCAGCGUUGUUUUGCGCUUCGCCCUCACGGGUGUAACAAACACUCCACAAAGCCCCACCACGCAAGAACGCAAAGUUUUGGCCGGGCGUUUCCUCCAUGGCAAGUCAACACGCUGCCCCCACCCAACGGCUACGCCGGUGGUCUAUGCUUGGGGCUUGACGGAGACGGGGCAGGCAGGCUCACUGAGUCACUGUGCCCGUAGCACUGGCGUGGUGGUGGUGGUGGGGAUGGGAGAUGGGCUCUGUCAAAGCGUGACCAUGGCAGCCAUCACUCUGUCAUCACUCAUCACAGGGCAUGGGAUGGACAGAGAGCUCAGUCCCCUGUCCUGGUCUGGGGGCGUGUGUUCGUCUCUGGAAUCAGAUCAGCGCGUCCAUUUCUGCGUCGGCACUAACACGGUUGCUGUCGUGGCGAAACUCCAAGCCGCGGCAGCGUGUUCGGGGGCUUUUUUGCCUUUCUGGGGACUGGAUGACCGCAUUUAUCGGCUCCGUGCUUCGUUUCAUAAUAAUAAUCAGGGCUCGGUUAUGUGCUUAUGGUCAUUGAUUGCUCCGAACCAUCAGUAACAGGGCUCGUUGAUGGCUACCUGAACAGGUGGCAACGUUACGACGCGCUGCGACGAUAUGUUCGGCCCAUGUCGCGCAAUUUGCAGGCAGUUGGUAAUCGUGCAUGUAGAUUUGCGAAAGCUGAAUCCUGCGUGCACAUGGGCAGGAAAAGGGAUGUUUCCGUGCUAACGUCCUAGUGUGAUUUCGUACGUGAAGCCAUUUUUCUUUUUUGCUGAGUAUUUAAUGCUGGCGGACCGUGUAAAAUCUCGGUUUGCCCAAGUGCGGAUCGCAGGCAUCCAAGCUGCAGCCUUGAUACUAGUGAUAUCACGCGCUAUCAUUUUCAAUGAUUAUAGCUAACUAUCUUUUAGCUGAGAAAGCAUAAUUCUUAAAAUUUAUAUGGGUUUUUGAGAGAGAUGCUAAGAUGAUUUAUAAGUACUACUCUUCAAGCUUGUUUGGUUACUACCCUAAGUAACAUUUGAACGAGCCUUGCCUGGCUUGACAUAAAUCGUGUUUGGUUGCUACCCGGAUGUGUAGCUUGAC